This is a messenger RNA of Octodon degus (degu), 2181 nucleotides long. RefSeq names its product N-sulfoglucosamine sulfohydrolase (gene Sgsh). The transcript has 8 exons. Gene Ontology annotation, molecular function: N-sulfoglucosamine sulfohydrolase activity. The record is from RefSeq and is a predicted model, not a curated record. NCBI's taxonomy places the organism in Eukaryota, Metazoa, Chordata, Mammalia, Rodentia, Octodontidae. Bases 27 to 1541 code for a protein of 504 amino acids. Gene Ontology annotation, biological process: glycosaminoglycan catabolic process; heparan sulfate proteoglycan catabolic process.
GGGCUGCAGACUCAGCGGCGGACGCCAUGCGCUGCGCAGGGCCUCUUUGCUGCGCGCCGCUGCUGCUUCUAUUCCUGGGGCUCUGCGGCGCGCGCCCCCGGAACGUGCUGCUGAUCCUCGCGGAUGAUGGAGGAUUUGAGAGUGGUGUGUACAACAACAGUGCCAUUGGCACCCCUCAUCUGGAUGCCCUGGCACGGCGCAGCCUCGUCUUCCGCAAUGCCUUCACCUCUGUCAGCAGCUGUUCCCCCAGCCGGGCCAGCCUCCUCACGGGCCUGCCCCAGCACCAGAAUGGCAUGUAUGGGCUGCACCAGAACGUGCACCAUUUCAACUCCUUCGACGAGGUGCGGAGUCUGCCGCUGCUGCUCAGCCAGGCCGGCGUGCGCACAGGCAUCAUUGGGAAGAAGCAUGUGGGGCCAGAGGCUGUGUACCCAUUCAACUUUGCCUACACGGAGGAGAAUGACUCUGUGCUCCAGGUGGGGAGGAACAUCACUAGAAUUAAGCUGCUUGUCCGGAAAUUCCUGCAGACUCAGGACAACAGGCCCUUCUUCCUCUACGUGGCCUUUCAUGACCCGCACCGCUGUGGGCACUCCUACCCCCAGUAUGGAGCCUUCUGUGAGAAGUUCGGUAAUGGAGAGAGCGGCAUGGGGCACAUACCGGAUUGGACGCCCCAGACCUACGACCCUAAGGAUGUGGUGGUGCCGUACUUUGUCCCUGAUACCCCAGCAGCCCGAGCAGACCUGGCUGCUCAGUAUACCACCAUUGGCCGGAUGGACCAAGGGAUUGGACUCGUGCUGCAGGAGCUGCGUAGAGCCGGCGUCCUGAAUGACACGCUGGUCAUCUUUACAUCAGACAAUGGGAUUCCCUUCCCCAGCGGCAGGACCAACCUGUAUUGGCCAGGGACUGCUGAGCCCUUGCUGGUGUCAUCCCCGGAGCACCCGAAGCGCUGGGGCCAGGUCAGCGAGGCCUACGUGAACCUCCUAGACCUCACGCCCACCAUCUUGGACUGGUUCUCCAUCCCCUACCCCAAGUAUGCCAUCUUUGGCUCAAAGACUGUUCAGCUCACAGGCCGGUCACUCUUGCCAGUGCUGGAGACAGAGCCCCCUUGGGCUACUGUCUUCAGCAGCCAGAGCCACCAUGAAGUCACCAUGUCCUACCCCAUGCGCUCCGUGUACCACCAGAACUUCCGCCUUGUGCACAACCUCAGCUUCAGGAUGCCGUUUCCUGUGGACCAGGACUUCUACAUCUCACCCACCUUUCAGGACCUGCUGAACCGCACCACAGCAGGCCAGCCCACUCACUGGUACAAAGACCUGCACCACUAUUACUACCGGGAGCGCUGGGAGCUCUAUGAUGACAGCCUCGACCCCCAGGAGACCCAGAACUUGGCUACCGACCCCCGUUUUGCAGAGGUGCUGGAGAUGCUGAAGACCCUCCUGGCCAAGUGGCAGUGGGAGACCCACGACCCCUGGGUGUGUGCCCCCGAUGGUGUCCUGGAAGAAAAGCUGUCUCCACAGUGCCGGCCACUCCAUAAUGAACUGUGAUGGUCCCUGAGGCACCUGCCCAACCCUUCCAUUCUUACACACCCCUAUCUGAGGUGGCUCCUCCUGCCUCUCCUAGAGAAGAAACCCACAUAUGGACAUCAGUCCUCUUCCAGGUACGGCCAUCAUAAAGAAGGUUGCUGGCCUCAUGUUGGAGGGUUGAGACACUCUUAAAUCAACUGACCGAUGUUUGUAAGCCCUUCACCCCAAGGAGACUGGGCCCUCCUGUGUCACAUGGGCUUUUACCCACCUGGUCUGCUGCAGGUCUUGGAACUACCUGGGGCUGGCCUGGCCUGCGUCCCCUCCUGAGGUGCCUACCCACGGGAUUCUCCCAGAUUCCUGGCAGUGACAAGUUUAUUCCUGUGUUCUUUCUGGUCAUCUUUUCUACAAGUGACUGAAGAUAAAGGUGGGACAGUGCACUUCCUGGAGCUUGGGUUCUGUGUGUGACACCAGUGUCGGGCUCCACCUGCCCUUCCUCCACUGCCUUGGGAGCAGAUACUUGACCUGGAAAAACCUAGAAAGCAGGCUUUUCCUCUCAUGGAGGGCUUCGUCCCUUCUUCCCCCACCAACUCCAUACUGGGGGGGGGGGGGAGAAAGCCACAGGCCCCAGAACUGUAAAAUCUUUUUAUUUUAGUAAAACAAG